Blepharisma stoltei is the source of this 2352-nucleotide messenger RNA. The record is from the annotation of a GenBank genome assembly. NCBI's taxonomy places the organism in Eukaryota, Ciliophora, Heterotrichea, Heterotrichida, Blepharismidae.
AUGGAAGAGGUCGAGGAGACUAAACCUCAAAAGAGGCAAUACGAAAGAGUGACUCUCGAAACAGUGAUUCCUCCAUUACCUCCUAAAUCAGAAAGAAUUCCAGCCCCCGAUGAGCAAAAGCUUGAACGAGAAGUGAAAGCCAUAGAAAGAGAAAUUGAAAAACUAAAAGCUCUAAAAGACGGGAUCCAGGAAGCAAUCACACUUAAAAAAGAAGGAGGAAAAGCUGAAAGCAGAGACGUUUCAGUCAAAGAAGAGAAGAACCUCAAGCUGAACAAUGUCAAAGAUUGGCGAGGAGAACUCAGUCGUUUGCACGAGCGAUUCAAUGUCCUUAAAGAGGAGUACUCAAAUCUCAUUGAAGACAACAAAAGAAUCAAGCCAAAAAUCCAAAUUUUCGACGAAGAUGAUAUUGACAAAACCAUUGAAGAAAUUGAGGUGAAGCUUGAAACCACGACCAUGCCACUUCCAGAAGAAAAAAAGCUUAUACAAAGACUCGGAUUUUUGAGGCAAUCAAGACCUCUUGCUACUGAAUUCAAGGCCAGGUCUGCCAGAAUUGCAGAACUCAAAAAAGAAAAAGAUGCUGUCUGGGCCCAGAUUGAAGGUUUGAAAACCCAAAUGACUGCUGCUAGAUCUGAAAUCGACACUAUUACUGCUAAAAUGAAGGAAAGCAAGGAGAAGCUUAAGGUGGAAAUCCCACAGCUUGUAGAAGAAAGAAAACAGAUCCAAGAAAAAAUCAAAGAACUUAUUGAAAAGAAAAAGCAGGUCAAUGAUGAGUUUUAUGAACAAAAAAGAAAACACAUGGAUCAAAAGCGGCAUAUUGAAUAUAUUGAAAGAGCAACAAAGAUAAAGGAAAGACUGAUUGAACAAGAAGAAAGGAAAAAAGCAGAGGAAGAACGCAAAAAGUUAGAAGAAGAAAAUAAGCCUCACCCGUACGAAAGAGAAAUCACACAGUGCGAAAACUUUAUUUCUUAUCUUCACAGACUUGCUCCAGCUUCAGAGGAGGAAAGCAAAGAAGAGUCGAAAACACAAUCAAACGAAGAAUUCUUGGCUGGAAAAGAGCAAAGAGGGGCUCAAGAAAGUGAACAGUGGUUUGGACAGGCAAAGAAGAAAACCAAGAAAAAGAGAGAAAGAACUAAGAAAAAAGAAGCUGAGCCGCUUUUAGCUCUUCCUAUCGAACUUCUUAAUUUCUUCUCAUUCACAGGAAUCAAAGUCCCUACUAAAUCUGAAGAAAUUCCUGCUACUAUUGAAGAGCUUGAGAAAAAGAGAAACUAUUUCGAGUCAUUAGAAGAAAGAGUAGAAGAAAAAGAAGAAAAAACUAGCUUCCAGUAUGCUAUGAUUGAAGAUCGCCAUUUUUCGAUCAAGAAUUAAAAUUUCUGUAACAGGAAAUUAUUUAGCUUGAAAAAAUUUUUACUCCCCCCCCAUCCUGAUCGAACGAUUGACUGUAAAAAUUCCUAAAAAUUGGGGAAAUUAACCCCCAUCCUUGAUCGAACGAUUUUCAUAUCAUGCAACUUUUAUAUAUAUAAAAAUAUAUUAGUUAUCAAAAGCUUGGGAAGAUGCACCUAAUGAAGUUGUUUUCAGCGACUUUGAGACGACAGAAAGCUGCGAAAUCAACCAUCCGAAGUGAUUUAGUCAUCAAUCUAGGCUUAAAAAAUUAAUAAUCUGAUAAAAUAGAGAUUUCUUUAAAGUUUUAAAAAAAAAAAUUAAUUUAAUAAGGAACAAAUUAAAAUUUAUACAGUUUAAAGGGGUAACUAAUAAAUCAAAAUAUUUAAAAUUGGUAUUUUUAUGAAAUUAAUUAAAUUUUUGCUCUAAAAAUAAUUAUUAAAUACCCUUAACCCUCUUAUUUAAAAGUAAAUAAAAAAAAAUAUAUAUAUUUUUUAUUUUAUAUAUAAAUUGUUUUCCCAAAAAAAUUUUUUUUAACCCCCAUCCUUGAUCGAACGAUGGCGAGUCGUUCGAUCAAGGGUGGGGGGGAGGAGUUAAUAAAAAAAUAAUCUCUAGCCAAAGAGAUAGAGUCUGCAAUAUAUUAGCAAAUACGCUAUAAGAUUCAUUAAAAUUGAAUAGGAAAUUAUAAAGUAUAGGUUAUUAGUAUUCAUUACUAUCAAAUAUAGAUAAUUAAAUUUUAGGGUAGGUGAGGAAUUAAUUUUCCAGAUUUUCAAUGAUUUCGCUCGAUCAAGUAUGAAGGAGAGUAAGGUAAAAGCACAGCCUGAACGCUCAGAAAUUAAAUUCACUGAUUUCCCAGCACCUGUUGAAAGCCAAGUUAAAGAAGAGUAUGGAAUUUUCAAAGAUGAGGGACCUGUACCGAAAAAAGAAGAAACCAAACCCACUCGAGGCAAAAGAAAUUUCAGGAGAGGUAACUAA